Messenger RNA from Megalops cyprinoides (Indo-Pacific tarpon), 3035 nucleotides. RefSeq names its product transcription factor AP-2 alpha (gene tfap2a). Gene Ontology annotation, molecular function: DNA-binding transcription factor activity, RNA polymerase II-specific; RNA polymerase II transcription regulatory region sequence-specific DNA binding. Gene Ontology annotation, biological process: regulation of transcription by RNA polymerase II; regulation of cell population proliferation; anatomical structure development. NCBI's taxonomy places the organism in Eukaryota, Metazoa, Chordata, Actinopteri, Elopiformes, Megalopidae. Gene Ontology annotation, cellular component: nucleus. The coding region runs from base 646 to 1926 and encodes 426 amino acids. The record is from RefSeq and is a predicted model, not a curated record. The transcript has 7 exons.
UGUCUCCCCCUUCAUUCUAUCUUUCUUUCACUUUUGCUUGCCCUCGAACCUUUUAAAAUGUUCCCCCUUCUCUCUGAUUCGUCAGACGCGAGAGAAUGUCCCUCUUUUUGUCUCCCUCUCUCUCUCUCUCUACCUCACUCCCUCUCUUUCUCUCUCCGUCUCUGAUUAGAUACACUGAUUCUUCAUUCAAUGGACGUCAUUUAGCACAGACUCUGCCUUGAGUUGCUUCCUCGCUUCACGCUCGAUUUCCGACCAUUCUUCCCUUAUUAAGUAUUCGUGUAAUAUUAAUAGUCAUGAAUAUCUGCUAUUAGGAGUCCAAGGGAAGAAGCAGACCUCUGCUAAUAUGAGCUCGAGCGAGGCAACAGCUCAGUGACAGAACGAGAAGACAGAAGAAGGAUAUAAGAAACUUUAACAAUAAUCUGCAAGACAAAAUACAGCAUUUUAAAAUCAAAUGAAGGGCAGCAGGAAUUUAACCAAAUUCUGAUGGAUUACUGUGCUUCGGCGGUGCAUAUUUGAACAUUGGCGCUGUGAUCUUGCUAUAGUGUUGUGCUGGGUUUAUUUUAUUUGCUCUUAUUUAUUUUCGUUGAUCUAUCAACAUUUUUUUGUGAAAUUCUUGCGUUUUGAGUCGUUCGAACCGCUUCACAGAUGUUAGUGCACAGUUUUUCCGCGAUGGAUCGUCACGACGGCACCAGCAAUGGGACAGCCAGGUUACCUCAGCUGGGGAGCGUGGGUCAGUCUCCUUACACCAGCGCCCCUCCGCUCUCCCACACUCCAAACUCCGACUUCCAGCCUCCUUACUUUCCUCCACCUUACCAGCCCAUCUACCCCCAGUCUCAGGACCCUUACUCGCACGUCAACGACCCUUAUUCCCUCAACCCCCUUCACGCCCAGCCGCAGCCGCAGCACCCGGGCUGGCCGGGACAAAGGCAAAGUCAGGAAAGCAGUUUGCUGCAUCAGCAUCGCGGGCUGCCCCAUCAACUGUGUAGGGAAUACCGGCGAGAAGUCCUUCUCCCGUCGGGUCACGGAAUUGAGACGGGACUCACAGAUUCUCUCCCUAUCCAUGGAAUACCUCAUUCUCUAGAAGAUGUUCAGCAUGUUGAAGAUCAAGGCAUUCACAUCCCAGACCAGACUGUGAUUAAGAAAGGUCCUGUGUCUUUAUCCAAGAACAACAGCAACUCCGUUUCGGGAAUCCCUAUCAAUAAGGACGGACUUUUCGGCGGUGUGGUAAACCCCAACGAAGUAUUCUGUUCUGUUCCGGGUCGCCUGUCUCUUCUCAGCUCAACAUCAAAGUACAAGGUCACGGUGGCGGAAGUGCAGAGACGCCUCUCACCGCCUGAGUGCCUCAAUGCGUCUCUGCUGGGCGGGGUGUUGAGGAGAGCCAAAUCUAAGAACGGAGGAAGGUCCUUAAGAGAAAAAUUGGACAAAAUUGGAUUAAAUCUACCAGCAGGUAGACGCAAGGCCGCAAACGUUACAUUGUUGACGUCACUAGUAGAGGGCGAAGCAGUGCAUCUUGCCAGAGAUUUUGGUUAUGUAUGCGAGACAGAAUUCCCCGCCAAGGCAGUAGCUGAAUAUGUAAACCGUCAGCAUUCCGACCCAAACGAACAAGUCCAAAGAAAAAACAUGUUAUUGGCAACGAAACAAAUCUGCAAAGAAUUCACAGACCUGCUUUCCCAGGACCGCUCGCCCUUGGGGAAUUCUCGACCACAACCUAUUCUUGAGCCAGGGAUUCAAAGUUGUUUGACCCACUUCAGUCUUAUUUCUCAUGGAUUCGGGACCCCAGCCAUGUGCGCCGCCCUCACCGCGUUACAGAACUAUCUGACUGAGGCAAUUAAAGCCAUGGACAAAAUGUACCUCAACAAUAACCCGAACAGCCACUCAGACAACGGCACUAAAGGCGGAGAAAAAGACGAGAAGCACAGAAAGUGAUUUCACCGUUAACAAAUAUAAAUAUUAUAAAUACGUAUAAAUACUAUUGAUCGAAAUAUUACUUGCCACUUCCUGUUCUCGCGGUUUUACAAGUCUGUUUUUACCACAACUCGACUUUGGAUUCAUGGGAAGCAAUGAAUUUCCCCCAGAAUUAAAGUAUAAAGUGAAAAGAGCAAUGGAGCCGUAUCGGAGAGAGGAGUUUGACACUUGAGGACUUUUUUAUGUACUCCCUCUUUUAUGAGCUACAACGGACUGAAUUUCAGCAGCAACCCUUAUACAUCUCAAUUUACGAUUGUAGCCACACGAAAAGAAGCGAAAAGAGGAUGACUUUUUAUCAGUAUUGUGAAUAAUAAACUUGAAAAAAAAUCCACAGUUCCAUGUCAUGACUUCAGUUUUAGGCUCACUCCAAGCGACCAACUUGAACUUUGAAUUUCAACACGAUUCACGGUUAUAUAAGGGAAUCUGUGUUCAUGUAUGUACAUAUUUAUUUAUGUGUAAUUUAAUGGGAAUUGUAAAUAUGGUGUGUCUGUUGAAAUCUUUUUUUUUAUUUAUCUGGUGCCUCCUGUUUUAGUGGGUUUAAGUAUUCGGUUAGUUCUUCAUGUGGUUAUAUGGUUCUUAGAAAACAGAAUUUUGGGGUGUUAUUUUUUCUCUGGGAUAUUUCCAUUCAGCCCUCUUGUAGCAUGUUGAGGCGACAUUGAAGCAAGUGAACAAAUUUGAUAGAAAUAAACUUCCAUUUUCUCCAUAGAUCACUCUCAUUACACCCAGUUUUCACUGAAAAGAGCAAAAGCGAGACCCUGACGAGAAAUGGAACUGUUUUGUGUUUUUAUUUUUUUUAUACAAGCCUAUAUGUGUUGUGCCAAUCAGAAUACGUUUCACCUCUUGUUCUUCCCCUGAAGCACCAUAAGAGCAAUAAAUUGAUAUUGUCUUUUGAAAACAUUUUUUUCUUGUUUGAAGAAGUUCAAAACAUUUGGGACCACCUGAUAGCUUGUAUGUCCAAUGUCCAAAUUGGAGGCGGUUUUAGCUGUAUUGUAUAGACCUGUGCUGGCAAUAGUUCCCAUGCCUGUCAAUGUAUUAUAGUCCUUUGUUGCCCAGAAAAAAAUAAAUAUUUG